Anthostomella pinea is the source of this 465-nucleotide messenger RNA. The record is from the annotation of a GenBank genome assembly. Lineage: Eukaryota; Fungi; Ascomycota; Sordariomycetes; Xylariales; Xylariaceae.
AUGGAUCACACACGAGACCCCUGUCCAUAUGUCAUCCUCAACGACUUUGGUGGUGCUUUCGCCAUGGGGGCGAUAGGGGGUACUAUAUGGCACGGAAUCAAGGGAUUCAGAAACAGCCCCAUGGGCGAGAGACGGAUAGGCGCCAUCACAGCAAUCAAGGCCCGGGCGCCCGUACUCGGUGGCAACUUCGGUGUAUGGGGAGGCCUGUUCUCGACGUUCGACUGCGCAGUCAAGGGUGUGCGCAAGAAGGAGGACCCGUAUAACGCCAUCAUCGCCGGCUUCUUCACGGGAGGCGCGUUGGCCGUUCGAGGAGGUUAUAAGGCGGCGAGAAACGGAGCCAUCGGUUGCGCCGUGCUCCUGGCAGUUAUUGAGGGUGUGGGAAUUGGCUUCCAGAGGAUGCUUGCAGGCUCGACAAAGUUGGAGGUACCACAACCACCUCCUAACGCCGAGCUGAACCUGGCCUAA